UUUUAUUUUAUUUUUGGUCAAAUAAAAGAUGGUAUACUCAACACCAGCUAAAAAUAAUAUAACAAAUGAAGGUGUACAAUUACUCGUUGAUAAUAGUCAGCUGAUGGUAGAGCACAAGAAUAGUAGCACAGCUGCAACAAAAGAGAUAUUUGACCUCGAGUUUAUCUAUGGCAUUGAAUAUGACGAUGAAAUAUUAUCCGUCCAUCUGAUUGAAAAAGAAAAGGAGGAUACCAAAGUCAUAGGGGAAGCACAAAAGACAUUAACUAAUAUUCGGCCACAAGAUGUAAAAUGGCAUUUGCGCACUCUACAAUUUAUAUCAGUGACGGGCGAUGAUAAGCAAUCAUUAUCCGAAUUUGCUAUUCAAUUCCAGCAGGAGGCGUUGCCGCACCGAGAUGAAUUACCUAAAACUAGAGUCAUUGUUGUUUUGAACCCCACAUCAGGUCUCCAGCUUGCUACAAACUAUUGGAAAACCGUUGUACAACCCAUGCUCGUCAUGGGUGGCUUUAGCGAGUCAAAUAUCACGAAAAUUAUUACUGAAUCUGACGGUAAGACGCGUGCUUUGGUUCAGGGUGUUGCUCAAGAGUUAACCGAUCAUGCCAUCAUCAUUAGUAUGGGAGGUGAUGGCACACUUCAUGAAAUUGUGAAUGGUCUUUUGGAUGCGUCCCCUCAUUGUCGUAUUCGUCUAGGUGUUAUACCAGUAGGUUCCGGAAACGCUUUCGCAUUAGGUCUGAACAUUGAUAACGUUGAGCAAGCAACAUUAAGGAUUAUUCAAGGGAAAAAAGAAGAACCGUUUUACAUGAUGGAUGUCAAAUUAGGCCAUAGUCAUGCCACAGCCAAUUGGCAAGAAAAUAUCGAAUAUGAUGAAACUAAACAACCAACCCGGUUACUCGUUGUUAUGAGCUGGGGAUUUCAUGCACAGAUCGUGUCCAAGUCAAGAUAUCUACGAUAUUUUAUGGGCAAUAAACGGUUCUCUUUAGUGGCCAUGUUCUUAUUGAAAUUCUUGCAACAAUAUCCUGGAGAGCUAGUUUUAAAGAACGCAAUGAAAUAUAAUGCGGAACUAGAAAGAUUUAUUGACAUGGAGCAAGAUGUCGUAUUGAAUGAUGAAUUUACUUAUUUCAUCGCCAGCAAGCAGCAUUCAUUAGAAAAAGGGUUUAAAAUUGCACCUUUUUCCUCGCCUUUAAAGAAAGAAAUGGACGUUGUGCUAUUAAGAAGAGUGGAUGCAGAAACAUUAACAACAGCAAGUAUGGGGGCUUUUCAAGGUGGGAUCCACGUGAACUCCGAGCCAGUCGAAUAUUAUAAAACUACUGAUUUAUUAUUACGCGUGAAACAUAAAGCUGAGCUAUGUUUAGAUGGAGAAAUCCAUGAUCUGCCAGCUAAGGGAGUGGUCCAUCUCAAGGUGAUUGGUUCUUCAUCGACAGAAUCGAAUUUUACUGUAUUUGUGUAACUGCGUUGUUUUAUUCUUUUUUCCAAAACCACCCACGUUUUUACAUCAUUUUUAUUAAAAAAUAAAGGACUCGUUGUAAAUUAUCUAUUUUUGGCAAGUGUCACUUGGGAUUUUAUCACAACACUUUUUUGAUAGAUUGUUUGGAUGGUGGUGUGCUUUUUUACC
Molecule: messenger RNA, 1609 nt
Organism: Mucor mucedo
Lineage: Eukaryota; Fungi; Mucoromycota; Mucoromycetes; Mucorales; Mucoraceae
Product: ATP-NAD kinase-like domain-containing protein
Exons: 1
Coding region: 29-1444 (471 amino acids)
Biological process (GO): sphingosine biosynthetic process
Cellular component (GO): membrane; intracellular membrane-bounded organelle; cytoplasm
Source: RefSeq, a predicted model, not a curated record